Messenger RNA from Numida meleagris (helmeted guineafowl), 1888 nucleotides. RefSeq names its product zinc finger protein CKR1-like. The record is from RefSeq and is a predicted model, not a curated record. The annotation marks the transcript as partial. Gene Ontology annotation, molecular function: RNA polymerase II cis-regulatory region sequence-specific DNA binding; DNA-binding transcription factor activity. Gene Ontology annotation, biological process: regulation of transcription by RNA polymerase II. Lineage: Eukaryota; Metazoa; Chordata; Aves; Galliformes; Numididae. The transcript has a single exon.
UGCUGCUUUCCAUGCAGGUUUGGGACUCCUCCUGCUCCAUCCCGACCCCGUUCCCAUCCCCAUUUUCACCCCAAUCCCCCAUCCCCUGCAGCUCAGGGCUUGGUGAGCGACAAAGCGGCGGCGGAGGACGGUGUGGGGCCGGAGGAGGACGGUGUGGGGCCGGAGGAGCCCCGGGUGCCCCCAUCCCAUAACCCGGCGCGGGACCGAUCCCUGGGAUCCAACAGGCGCAAAGCGAAGCGUCCCGACAAAGCCAUCCCCACCGGCGCCGCGCAGACGCCCCGCGCCGCCCCGACCCCCAAACCCAAUGGGGCGAAGCUUCCCCGGGCGCGUGCCCGCCCGUUCGGCUGCGCCGACUGCGGCAAAUCCUUCCCGUGGGCCUCGCACCUGGAGCGGCACCGGCGCGUGCACACGGGCGAGCGGCCCUACGGCUGCCCCGAGUGCGGCGAGUCCUACAGCCAGAGCUCCCACCUCCUCCAGCACCGCCGGACCCACGCCAGCGACCGGCCCCACCAAUGCGGCCACUGCGGGAAACGCUUCGCCGGCGCCGCCGAGCUCGCCGCGCACAGCCGGGGCCACGCGGCCGAGAAGCCCCACAAGUGCGGGGACUGCGGGAAGGGCUUCGCUUGGGCCUCCCACCUGGAGCGGCACCGGCGCGUGCACACCGGCGAGAAGCCCUUCGAGUGCCCCGAGUGCGGCGAAACCUUCAGCCAAGGCUCCCACCUGGCCAAGCACCGGCGCGGCCACACGGGCGAGCGGCCGCACCGCUGCUCCGCCUGCGGGAAAUGCUUCGCCCAAAGCUCCGACCUCGCUCGCCACCGCCGGACCCACGCGGGGAAGAAGCCCCAGCGGUGCGGGGAUUGCGGCAAGGCUUUCCGCGCCGCCCCGGCGCUGCUGAGGCACCAGCGGUGCCACCGGAGGGAACGCAGCCAUCGCUGCGGGGACUGCGGGAAGGGUUUCGCUUGGGCGUCCCACCUGCAGCGGCACCGGCGCGUGCACACGGGCGAGCGGCCCUUCCCCUGCGGGCUGUGCGGGGAGCGCUUCUCGCAGAAAGCUCACCUCCUGCAGCACGCCAAGACCCACUCCCCCGACCGGCCCUACAAGUGCGGGGACUGCGGGAAGCGCUUCGAGGACGCCCCGCCGUUCCUCGCCCACCGGCGCGGCCACGCCGCCCUCAAGAGCUUCACCUGCGGGGACUGCGGGAAGGGUUUCGCUUGGGCCUCCCACCUGGAGCGGCACCGGCGCGUGCACACCGGGGAGAAGCCCUUCGAGUGCCCCGAGUGCGGCGAAGCCUUCAGCCAAGGCUCCCACCUGGCCAAGCACCGGCGCAGCCACGUCCCCAAAGCGGCGGCUUUGCUCCCCGGGGAGGAGAGGGCUGCGGGGGGAGAGCCCCUCCGAGCGGCCCCGCUGCGCUGCGGGGCCAACCAGAGCCUGCAGCGGUGAUGGGCGCUCGGUGACAGUGAGUUCAGCGGGGUGGGAUGGUGGAGAACGUGUGAUGGGGACCGAGCAGAGCGGCGCUCUGGGGACAGAGCACCCAUUCCUGGGUGCGCACGGCUGGGGACGUGGUGAUGCUCCCCUGCUGGGAUGCUGAUGCUGUGGGUUGGGGGGUGAUAACCCAGGUGCCAAAACCCCACAGAAUGCGCCUGCUCCUUGCUGCCACCAAGUCGGCUCGUUGGGGAGCACUGUGCCCCACACUGUGCCCCACACUGUGCCCCACACUGCAGGCUUUGGGGCUCCUGGGGCCGUAUCCCCGAGCCCCACGGUGGGGAACCCGCGUGGAUCCCACGGGACGCGUCCUGUAGGGCGGGAGCUGGGCGCGCUGGGGAAGCUGUGCCACACCGCGCUGCUCAUCGGACAAAAAGACGCACAAAAAAAAAGGAAUUUUGGUGAA